CUUAAUAAACUUUACUGGUAAUCAAAUGAAUAAUUUUCGAUUUAACAACUCAGACAGUAUGCCUUCGCCAAUGUAUCAAAGUAUGAACGAUGUUCCAAUACUAAGUUCAUGUAAAUUCUUUCAUCAUACACCGGAUGAUGAUAGUUUUUAUCAUGUAAAUUGUGAGAUUAUUUCACACGACACUUCUUUCGAUGAUCACCAUAAUUAUGAUCAUGAAUUCUUUUACUAUUCAGACAUCAGAGCAAACUAUCAUGUUAAGUGCAAGUUAUUAUCACAUACUUAUGUCGUAAAACUAUUGAAUGGAAUUGAUCCUGACAUAAACGACAUAAAACCAGGAUAUCUAUCACCAAUUCAAAAACUCAACCUUGAACAAAGCUUAAGACAAACACUUUUCUUUUAUAUUCCGCAACAUAGUAAUCUUGAAAGAGAAUAUUCUGAUAAAAAUAUAAAUGGACAUUAUGUUACAAUAAAAUCAACGGCCGAUAUUCAAAAUAAUGUUGACAAUAGCUCGUCACAUAAUGACCAUGUCGCAAACGAGGUUGAGGAAUAUCCACAACAACAUGAUUUCGACAAUAUUUCAAAUCAAACGAAUUCAAUAGAAGUCUCAAUUAUUGAUAGCCAAGAGAAUUUCAAUAAUCACCAAAAUGGAGAAGGUUUUCAACAGCAUCAAAUUCUUGAAGAUGAUCGCUAUAGUAUAGAAAGCUUCGAUCAUUUACAGUAUCACGUUUCUGAGAGGGAACCAGAUUAUGAUAGUAAUAUAAAUAGAAAUAUUGUGAAUGACGUGACCCAAGCUUCAACGAUGAUAGAUAAUAGUAAUUUCUUGUCAUGUAAUGAUAACCAAAAUGUAUAUGUUCAACCAGUUGUGACUGUCCAAUUUCUACCAUACCAAGUUGUUUCAGAUCAAAUUUACAAUAAUGACUGUUUUAUUUCAGCGUAGAUAUUCUAGAAAUUUAUACCUAAUGAACUAAAAAGAGAACUUUUUGUAUGAUAUAAAAAGAAUAUUGGAAGACAUAGGCAUCAAGAGGUUUUGGAAAGAUAUAAGAGGAAAUAAUUAAUCCAUUCAUUAAUCAGCCAUUAUCAGAAAUUCACGCAGUUAUGUAUAAUUAUUGAUGAUUAGAAUCCAAACUCAAUAUAAUCGUAAUAUCUG
Messenger RNA from Rhizophagus irregularis DAOM 181602=DAOM 197198, 1147 nucleotides. RefSeq lists its product as uncharacterized. The record is from RefSeq and is a predicted model, not a curated record. Lineage: Eukaryota; Fungi; Glomeromycota; Glomeromycetes; Glomerales; Glomeraceae.